UGAUCCUUCUAGGCAAUUCAUUCCUCCUAUUAAAUAUUCUAUACGUGUCUAGAGCCUUCUCUCAAGUAGAAUAAGAAAUCUGCAGGUUGUAUCUGGAGAUUUGAAUUUCUGGAUUUUUCUCUGUGUUUGAUUUGGUAUAGUGGAAAAGAAGGAAGAUGUUUGGGAGAGCACCUAAGAAGAGUGAUAACAGCCGCUACUAUGAGAUAUUGGGUGUUUCGAAGAACGCGUCCCAGGAUGAUUUGAAGAAGGCUUAUAAGAAGGCCGCUAUGAAGAACCAUCCUGAUAAGGGAGGCGAUCCGGAGAAGUUCAAGGAACUGGCCCAGGCUUAUGAAGUUUUGAGCGAUCCAGAGAAACGUGAGAUCUAUGAUACAUACGGUGAGGAUGCUCUUAAGGAAGGAAUGGGUGGUGGCGGUGGUGGCCAUAACCCUUUUGACAUUUUUGAGUCCUUCUUUGGUGGGAGUCCAUUUGGAGGUGGCAGUAGCCGAGGAAGGAGGCAGAGACGCGGAGAGGAUGUUGUUCAUCCAUUGAAGGUCUCUUUGGAGGAUCUAUAUCUUGGUACAGCUAAGAAGCUUUCUCUAUCCCGCAAUGUUAUAUGCUCAAAGUGCAAGGGAAAGGGAUCAAAAUCAGGAGCUUCAAUGAAGUGCCCUGGUUGUCAGGGCUCUGGUAUGAAGGUCUCAAUAAGGCAGCUUGGCCCAUCAAUGAUUCAGCAGAUGCAGCAUCCUUGCAAUGAAUGUAAGGGUACUGGUGAGUCAAUUAGUGAGAAGGAUAAAUGCGUGCAAUGCAAGGGUGAGAAAGUUGUUCCAGAGAAGAAGGUGUUGGAAGUCAUAGUGGAAAAGGGCAUGCGUCAUGGGCAGAAAAUUACAUUCCCUGGUGAAGCUGAUGAAGCGACUGAUACGAUCACUGGAGAUAUAGUUUUUGUCCUUCAGCAAAAGGAACAUCAAAAAUUCAAGAGAAAGGGGGAUGACCUUAUUGUUGAGCAAACUCUAUCCCUCACCGAAGCUCUUUGUGGGUAUCAGUUUGUAUUGACACACUUGGAUGGGAGACAGCUUCUCAUAAAAUCAAACAUUGGGGAAGUUGUCAAGCCUGAUUCAUACAAGGCAAUUAAUGAUGAGGGUAUGCCCAUGUACCAAAGGCCAUUCAUGAAGGGGAAGCUAUAUAUUCAUUUUACUGUGGAAUUUCCUGAUUCUUUGACUCCAGAUAAAGUUAAAGCACUAGAGGCAAUUUUGCCUCCAAGGCCAUUGAGUCAGCUGACGGAUAUGGACCUGGAUGAAUGUGAGGAGACCACCCUACGUGAUGUUAAUAUGGAGGAGGAAAUGAGAAGGAAGCAGCAGGGCCAUGCUCAUCAGGAUGCAUAUGAGGAGCAUGAGGAGAUGCCUAGCGGCGGACAAAGGGUUCAAUGCGCCCAGCAGUGAUAGAAUUGAAUCGAGUGUUGAAAUACAGGGCUAAUUUCUAAGUAAUUGUAACCCACUCGUGAAACACGUGAUAAUCAGAAAUUUUCAGGAAAUGAGUACAUGGCAUCUUUUUCUGGA
Hevea brasiliensis (rubber tree) is the source of this 1529-nucleotide messenger RNA. RefSeq names its product dnaJ protein homolog. Gene Ontology annotation, molecular function: Hsp70 protein binding; ATP binding. Lineage: Eukaryota; Viridiplantae; Streptophyta; Magnoliopsida; Malpighiales; Euphorbiaceae. The record is from RefSeq and is a predicted model, not a curated record. The coding region runs from base 156 to 1412 and encodes 418 amino acids. Gene Ontology annotation, cellular component: cytosol; cytoplasm. The transcript is spliced from 6 exons. Gene Ontology annotation, biological process: protein refolding; response to heat.